AUGGCUGCAGCCAAAGGAACCGUCAUAAUUACUGGCGCAAAUGGUGGACUUGGCAGUGCUAUUGCAAAGCAACUUGUCUCCCAGCCAGAGUUUGUGAACUACCAUGGAAUCUACCUGGUCCGAGACGCGAAUUCUGCGCCUGAGCUCAAUGCCGCGCUCGCUAUCAGCUCAUCGCACCCUCACGAUGUCUUGUCGAUGGACUUGACAGAUCUGGAUAGCGUCCGAAAGACGGCGGAAGGCGUUAACUUGCGAGUUUCGGCGGGCAAUAUUCCCCAAAUCAAAACAUUGAUUCUCAAUGCCGCGUUUCAGGAUUUCGGCAAACAGACCUGGACAAAAGAUGGCUUUGAUACUACAUUCAGCGCUAACUAUCUUGGACAUUGGCUUCUGACAAUGCUCUUACUAGAGAGCAUGGACAAAGAAUCUGGGCGAAUUCCAGUCUUACGAGUAAAGUCCCCACCGGCUCUCAUGAUAUUGUUGAAUCUUGAGCUAAUGGCCAUGUUCUGUUCCAGUCCCCGUGAUAAGAGAAAUGAACGAAGCAAGGCAUUCAUCGACGAGAAAUACAAGACUAUAUUCCACGACCAAGCUGGUGUAGAGGCCAUCGCGAAGGGAAAUUGGAGUUCGGCGCAAGAGGACCCAUCCUGGCGCAGCGGAUAUCGUCGAUACGGCGCCUCGAAGCUUUUCCUGAUCAUGAUGAUGCACGAGCUUCAGCAUCGUAUGGAUCAAGAUCCUACAUUUGAAAAUGUCUGCAUACUGGGCGUCGAUCCUGGCACUAUGAGUACUAGUCUAACGCGACAUGCUUCAUGGGUCUUUCGCUUCAUAUUUCAUGUCAUUGUGUCUCUUCUGAUAUUUUUCAUGCCGGAUGGGCCAAUGCAUACAACCCAGAAGUCAGCAUCGCACAUUCUGCAAGCUGCGUUUGAUUCAAACCAAGUGAUGGGCCAGUCUCCGAAAGAUGUGUAUUUAGAUGGGGUAGAUUUAUCGGAGACGAGCGAUGAGUCGGGAGAUGUCCGAAAGAGAGAUCUAUUGUGGAAAGAGAGUGUACGUUAUACGGGAUUGAAGAAGGGGGAGACCGUUCUACAAAAAUGGGAGUAA
Molecule: messenger RNA, 1089 nt
Organism: Lachnellula hyalina
Lineage: Eukaryota; Fungi; Ascomycota; Leotiomycetes; Helotiales; Lachnaceae
Product: Protochlorophyllide reductase A-like protein
Exons: 2
Coding region: 1-1089 (362 amino acids)
Source: RefSeq, a predicted model, not a curated record